CCUCCCCGUGUUCAACUCGCUCACUCUCACUCUCGCCGCCCGUUCAUCACUAAAUAAUUUCGGAACUCGGAAAUUAAAAAAAAAUCACUGAAAAUGUUUCUGAGCAGGGUGGGAACGAGGACGUCCGCCUCCCUUCAGGUCAUCCGCAGGGGGUAUGCUGCAGCCACGGGGAACGAAAUGGCAUUCACGUUUGCCGCACCCUACCAGGUUUACUACAAUAAAGCUAACAUUAAGCAAGUAGACGUUCCUUCAUUCUCCGGAGCAUUUGGUAUUCUUCCAAACCAUGUACCCACCUUGGCUGUUUUGAAACCUGGAGUUCUCUCUGUGACCGAAGGCGACAGUUCAAUCAAAAAGUUUUUUGUCUCUUCGGGAUCCAUCACAGUCAAUGAAGACUCGUCGGUCCAAAUCUUGGCCGAGGAAGCCGUACCUUUGGACAUGAUUGAUGCCUCUGCAGCCCAACAAGAACUCACAGCCGCACAGCAGGAGCUUUCCCGAGCAACGGGGGAUAAGGAGAAAGCAUCAGCGCAAAUUGCUGUCGAAGUUGCAGAAGCGUUGGUUGCUGCCACAAAAUAGGAGUUAAAUUGUAAAAGUAACGUCUAAAUUAUAUAAAAUCGAAAAUACUGUUUCAAACUAUAGUGUACUACGGUUAGCAUUAAUGAAUGAAUAGUCAGUUUCAUUGGAUAUGAUGCAAUUGAGUCAAUUUAACUCAUUGUAUUACAUAAACAUCAACACCUUGUCAAUAUAAUAACAAUAAAAAAUGUGAAAUGUAGAAACACUGUCAA
Folsomia candida is the source of this 782-nucleotide messenger RNA. It is a transcript of the gene ATPsyndelta, whose product is annotated as ATP synthase subunit delta, mitochondrial. Gene Ontology annotation, molecular function: proton-transporting ATP synthase activity, rotational mechanism. The record is from RefSeq and is a predicted model, not a curated record. Gene Ontology annotation, biological process: proton motive force-driven ATP synthesis. NCBI's taxonomy places the organism in Eukaryota, Metazoa, Arthropoda, Collembola, Entomobryomorpha, Isotomidae. The coding region runs from base 94 to 573 and encodes 159 amino acids. The transcript has 3 exons.